This is a messenger RNA of Pomacea canaliculata, 4134 nucleotides long. Its product is annotated as solute carrier family 40 member 1-like. The coding region runs from base 1071 to 2906 and encodes 611 amino acids. Gene Ontology annotation, molecular function: iron ion transmembrane transporter activity. Gene Ontology annotation, biological process: iron ion transmembrane transport. Gene Ontology annotation, cellular component: membrane. The transcript has 9 exons. Lineage: Eukaryota; Metazoa; Mollusca; Gastropoda; Architaenioglossa; Ampullariidae. The record is from RefSeq and is a predicted model, not a curated record.
UGGCUAUAUUUAUCUAGUCGAACUGAAUUGUAAGCACCCAGGGGAAUUUACCAGCGAAGGGUCGGGUUACUGGUGCAGUAGUGAGGAUGAUGGAGGUUAAUAAAAGACACAUAUAUGUUGAUCAGUUUGAUCAGGAAGGUGAGUACCACCACAAUGAGAUGAAGUAUUCCUAUGUUCUACCCGUUCUGUGGACCACAUCCAGCGCCUGUCUAAGACAUGCCGAAAGGUAACGAAUACACGAACUUUCAAAAAAAAAAAAAAAAAAAAAAUGAUGCCGACUCGACUAAAUGGGAACUUAUUGCAGAUAAUGUAUUCUGCACAUUAUAGAGGACACAGAAUGUUAAUAACGCUUGAAUACUUGAUCUUCCUUACUCAGUGUUUAAAGCUUUACCUGGAUCUCUCAAGCAGAAUAAAAAUCAUGUACAUAUAUAACUGUCUUUAUCCAGUGGCGUAGGAAACAGGUGGGCAAGGGGGCAGAGGUCACCUCAGAAACGAUACUGAGCAAACAAGAAUGUGAAUAUGUUAAUUACUGUUUGUCUCCACUUCCCCCCAAAGCCAAGCAUCAUAUCCUGCCACUGUUACUCUGAAACCGCAAAUUGAUUUAUAUAGAUUUUAGUAUAUUAAAAAAAAAAAAGUCGAGAAGCUCCAAAAAAGCGCGCGUUAAUUUACCUUUAAUAAUGGCAUGAAUCAGUGAGACUAUAAACUGGUCCACUGAUUUUUGUCAUGUUAAGUUUUAAGAGUUGACAUUCUUGGCUUUGCUUCGUCUUUUACUGUGUUGACCGACAUUCCAAUGGAGCCCGUGUCUGAAAGGUAAUCGAACUCAGUUCUAACAAUGUUGUCAAAAGCAUCAAAAAAAGGGUUCAUAUCAGCAUCAUGCGUUCUGUCGCCAUUCACCCCCAUCCCAGUUGUGUUUCCUUGACUUUUCUCUCAUGUCCAACUGUCUGAGUGACAAAGUGACAGACACACUUGAAGCUCAGCAUCACUGGGCCAGGAAAAGGCAACUCCGCAAGCCAGUCACUCCAAGGGAAGCCACCCUGUCACAUUUUCGUUGAAUUUCAUCUCCAGAGGCGAUGUGCUACUCUUUGAAGAAAUGGGUGACUGGCACAAACUUCUUUGUUUAUGUUAGCCAUUUUCUCUCAGCAUGGGGGGAUCGUAUGUGGGCCUUCGGUGUUGGUCUGUUCUUGGUCAACAUUGCAUCAGAAAACUUGCAGCUUACAGCUAUCUAUGGCCUGUCUAAUGGCCUGACAAUUUUUUUUCUUGGCGCCUUGGUGGGUGACUGGGUUGACACCACAGCCAGACUGAAAGCGGCUCAGCUGUCCCUUGUGAUGCAGAAUAUUUUUGUGGUGGUUUGUGCUGCUGGUAUCUAUGUCUUCCUUUGGUAUCAACCCUAUCUAAAGACGCUAGACGGUAACUGGCAGAUACCACUGUACUAUGCUGGCAUCAUCAUCCUUGCCAUUUUCUCAAAUUUAGCUAGUCUGGCAAGAAUGCUUGCCGUUGAACGAGACUGGAUAGUAGAGAUUUGUGGCAAAGACAAGGAUAUGUUGGCAGUCAUGACAGCAUCAUUAAGAAGAAUUGACCAAGCAACUUUAAUUCUGGCUCCUAUUGCCACUGGUCAAAUAAUGACUUAUGCUGGACUAGAGAAUGGAGCCAUUUUCAUUGGUGGUUGGAAUGUGUUGUCAGUCUUUAUAGAGUAUUAUCUGAUGUGGAAAGUGUAUGAGACUGUGCCAGCACUACGUGCCAAAAAGGAUUCGAAACUGAGCAACAAUUCCCAAAAUGCUGAAGCAGAGAAUGAGUUGAAUACAGCAGUCAAAGACCAUCGAGAGGAAGAAACAGAGAAUGAACAACUGACACUUGAGGCAAAUGAUCCAUUGGAGAGAGAUGAAGCAAGCCUUAAACCUUCCAUGCUUGAAGGAGACAGCAUCAUGCCACCCAACAAAGAGGAGGAAUCACAGCACCAAGAAAAGAGUCCCAACGGGAGAAAAAAUGGCAAGAGCACACUAGAAAAAGUAUUUUCUCGCUUCAUCACAUUGUACAGAGGAUGGCGAACGUACAUGCAGUACAGCGUGGCUCUGGCAGGUCUGGCCCUUGCCUGUCUGUACAUGACAGUCCUGGGCUUUGACAACAUCACAGUAGCUUAUGCAGUGACGCAGGGUGUACCAGAGUAUAUCUUGGGUCUUCUGAUGGGUGCAUCAGCAGUAUUUGGAAUAUUGGGCACCUUUGUUUAUCCUGUGUUACGCCAUAGAGUGGGUCUUGUCCGCACUGGAAUUUUUGGCCUUUCAGCAGAAGUGUUAUGCCUCAUUCUUUGUGUUGUUUCCAUCUGGAUGCCGGGUAGCCCUUUUGACCCAUUUUAUCGCAGUCAAGCUCAAAAAGUACCUAGCUGCAAUUCCAGUACAGCUAUGCAACCUAUGAUGGAAAAUAACAUCAGCAGUUUCCCAUCAUCAUCUCUAAGCUCACAGCCUCCUCAUGUGAUCUUCACUCUUCAGCAUCCCAAUGCCACCAGUGACAACAAUGCAACAGAGUGUGUGCAGAAUGCUUCUGAACAUACCUCUUAUAUAUCUGUAGGCAUGUUGAUAGGGGGCAUUGUUCUAGCAAGAUCUGGCUUGUGGAUUGCAGACUUGACCAUCACCCAGCUAUUUUUGGAGGAUGUACAAGAGAAGGAUCGUGGAAUUGUCAGUGGUGUCCAAAGCUCAUUAAACAAGCUUAUGGAUGUUCUUAAGUUUGUACUUGUGACUGGAGUGCCUGAUACAGAAACAUUUGGCUUUCUUAUCAUUAUCUCCUUUGCCUUUAUUUUCCUAGGCUGGCUUUUAUAUGCGAUUUUCCUACGUAAAAAUAGAGGACACUUUUUCCAUUUUGAAAAGUGCCUCAAAAAUGGGGCACCAGCAACUGAGAAUACUGAACUAGCAUAGUAGACACAUUUUGUACCUCAUGCUGGUGGUACUGUCGGGAAGAGAUUUUAUGAAUUAUUGAUCAUGCCAGGACUGACUACUUGGCCCUACUUCUAUCCUUGAGAGAAUGAAACCCGUAUUUUUAAUAUACCUGCAGUAUUGACAGUGUAAUCAAGGUAAUCUAACAGAUAUUAUGAAGUAGUAGCCAGUUUAGAAAGGAUUGUGGAUCCACUUAGUAAAUUAUGAGGUAUUAAAUGUUGUUCCUGUUCAAAUUACAGACAGCACUAAAAUCAUCCAGUCAUCUGUAAAGGAAAGAUGAGUGAGUUUUAAUUAAGAAGCAGGUUUCUCAAUUUGUGAAAAAAGCUAUAUUAUCUCUUUUGGAUGGCCUUUCCUGAUCUAAUUCUUUGACCAAUGUUUGUUAUUAAGCACUUAAUCCGUUGCAUAGUCCUGUGAUACAAACUUGACAUAUAUUUUGAUUGUUAUGAUGGCUGUACACUUUUGCAAAUGAAAUGGAAGAUAUAAUUUAUUUUUUAUACCAUUUUAUUUUUUAUAAUAUUUUAUUUUCACAGACAUAUCAGUAAAUUGCAAGUGUCUCUUGCUGGAGCUGUUUGAAAGUAGGGUUGGUUUUUUUUGUACUCAUGCAAUUUUUGUCUAUGACAUGAUUAAUUUCAGUUGCAUUUGUAUGCACAGAAAUUACUCAGAACAUGAUGUUCAUUAUUGUGUUUGAAGAAGUAGUACAGGCAGUCCAAUCUCAUUUCAAGUGCUAGUAACGUGCAUAACACAUGUGUGCUAACUUAAAAAAAUGCAAAAACUGAUAAGCUGAAGCCAUGAAACAGUGAGUGAUAAACAUUGCAAACAUAAACAAAAAGUACUCAGAAAGAAAGACAGAUGCUCAAGUUGAAUGUUAAAUCCUUUUUAGGUAUUACACAUUUCUGAGCUGUUUCUUUUGAAAAACUGCCAUAUUCUCUUUGCGUGUUGAUUUGUGUGUGGUUUAUUGAUACAGAUUUUAUUUUAUUUUAUCAGUUGCUUUCUAGUAAAUGGUUAUAGCAAAUUAUUCACAUGUGUUUACGUUUGCUUGUUUUUAUCUGAAAUGUCUCUUGCCUGGCCUUUUUUACAGUUUAACAUGCCAUCUUUUAUUACUGUUAUCUAUGUUAUUGUAUUGUUAUUGUUUACUGUAAAGGCACUGUAAUUAACCUGAUAUCGGGUUGUGUGGUCUGUGAAAUGUUUUAUUAAAACUCUAAAACUCUAA